Rhizophagus irregularis DAOM 181602=DAOM 197198 is the source of this 789-nucleotide messenger RNA. RefSeq lists its product as uncharacterized. Lineage: Eukaryota; Fungi; Glomeromycota; Glomeromycetes; Glomerales; Glomeraceae. The record is from RefSeq and is a predicted model, not a curated record.
UUAAUAAUUAAUAUUACAAUAUGAUAAAUAAUAAUUUAGUGAUUAUAUUCGUUUUGGCUUUUUUCUUAACGUUGCAAAAUAUACCAACAUUAAAAGCACAACAAGACGACGUAUACAGUGGUUUAGGAGCUAUACCAUCAGCACAAACAUGGUAUAUUUGUAGUAAACAAGAAACAAACUAUAUAAAUUAUAAAAUGAAGGUGGUGGAAACAGAUCAAACACCAACACAAAAUUUUGGUAUAAAUGUACAAGGAAAUCAUCCAUUACAAUAUCCGGGUAUAUUAGGUUUGCUGACAUAUGCAACAAACUUCACAGGUAUACAAUUAUUUAUAGAUCCGCAAGCAAAAUUUUCAAUAUAUUGGUCAGAUUUAUCGUGUUUUGAUUUUCCUGCAUUGGAGUGUAAUAGAGUAAAAGAUCCUCCUUUCGAAGCUAAAACAAUUAUUUGCUUAGGUAUAUCAAAUCCUCAGAAUACUGAACAAAAAUUUACUUUAUCAAUUUCUUUUGUUUAUGGAGUAUUGCCUCUUCCACUUCCUACUGUAUCUCCUAAACAAACUAAUACUACUAGCAGUAUUCCUUCUACAAGUAAAUCUACUCCAACUAAUGAUAUACCUGAAAAUCCUCCUUUCUUUUAUGCUACAAAUAAUGGAUUUUCAAAUGUUAUGUCAAAUAUUAAUAUUAUUAGAUUAUUGUUAAUUAUUGUUGUUGUUCUAUUAUCAACUAUAUUUAUCAUAAGCAAUAAUUAGCUAUAAAAAAUAUUUAUUUUAAUAUUACUAAAAAAUAAUAACUGCA